AUGCGACCUAUUCGUGGCGACCCAAGCACAACGGGCCCGACCCAAAGCCCAACGACACAUAGGGCCCGAACAAGGCCCAACGAAGACCUGACCCGAGAACGUGAAGUCGUGACCCGAUACCACCGUAAGAACGCCUGUAUAAAGUUUGGUGUCGAUACGAGUACAACUGGGACGAUCCAAGGCCGAACGACACAUCGGGCCCGAACAAGGCCCAAUAAAAAACAGACCCGAGAACGUGAAGUCGUGAUCGCAAACCACGUAAGAAUGUCCCGUGAACAACCUGUACAAAGUUCGGUGUCGGUCCGAGCAUUACGGGCCCGACCCAAAGCCCAACGGCACGUUGACCCGAAACGUGAAGCCAUGGCCCGAUACCACCAUAAAAAUGCCUGUGAGAUACGGUGUCAACUUUCGUGGCGAUCCGUCGUCGUUCGGUGGUGUUACGAAGAAUCCCGUGAAAACGGACGUACCGGGCCCGCAGGCCCGUGGGCCCGAAUCCAGAUUAUUCUUUCCCAAGACCACCGUCAAGUUGUCCUGAUGGCUCACAUGAAGUUUCGUGCCGUUCCGACCUCGUUUGAUACGGUUAUGGUUAACCACACGGCCCCUCGGGCCCGACCCGAGCCCAGUCAACGUUUUGACCCGAUCAAAUCGGCCCGUGACCCGAAACGACCCUACUUGGGCCCUACAACAGCCACGUAA
Plasmopara halstedii is the source of this 696-nucleotide messenger RNA. RefSeq lists its product as uncharacterized. The transcript has a single exon. The record is from RefSeq and is a predicted model, not a curated record. The coding region runs from base 1 to 696 and encodes 231 amino acids. Lineage: Eukaryota; Oomycota; Peronosporomycetes; Peronosporales; Peronosporaceae.